AUGGCGGCCGACAAUAAUCAGGAAUGGCCGGUACACGAGAUCGUGUACACGGCCAUCGUUGGCGUGUUGAUGCUGGCCGCUCUCCUCGAGUGGUUCCUGUGGAUCGCCGCCUUCCUCUACUGCCUGUACAAGGUGUUUGUAAAGGCAGAGCAUUGGACGGUGAGGGUGCUGGCGGUUAUCGUGGCGAUUGCGUUCACUGCACUGAGACUUAUCUUCUUGCCCAUCAUGGUGGUAACGCUGCCUUUGCCCAAGCAGAUCACCGAGAUGUGGCCUAAGGAGAUGGUCUCCUUUCUGCAGUGGUUUGCCUUCUGGAGUUUCUCGGGUCUGCUGGUCAUCCCCUGGCUGAUGUGCGUCUAUCAGAUCGUCACCAACCAGCUAGGGCGCACGAAGCGCAUCAAGCAGGUCCUCGACGACGUGUCGGCACCGAAGGUUGUCAUCGUCAUGCCCGUGUACAAUGAGGAGCCCGACGUCCUGAUUACCGCCAUCAACUCGGUCGUCGACUGCGACUACCCGCCCGCCUGCAUCCACGUCUUCCUGUCCUUCGACGGUGACGAACAGAACGAGCUGUACCUGCGCACCAUCGAGCGGCUCGGCGUGCCGCUGACCCUCGAGAACUACCCCAAGAGCAUCGACGUCACGUACAAGAAUGCCCGUAUCACCGUCUCACGCUUCCCGCACGGCGGCAAGCGCCACUGCCAGAAGAUGACGUUCAGGCUGAUCGACCGUGUGUACAAGGAGUACCUGCGCCGCAACGACAACUUGUUCAUCCUCUUCAUCGACUCCGACUGCAUCCUCGACCGCGUGUGCCUGCAGAACUUUGUGUACGACAUGGAACUGAGCCCGGGCAACAAGCGCAACAUGCUCGCCAUGACCGGUGUCAUCACCUCCACGACCCGCAAGCACAGUCUUAUCACUCUGCUCCAGGACAUGGAGUACAUCCAUGGCCAGCUGUUCGAGCGUACCGUCGAGUCGGGCUGCGGCGCCGUCACUUGCUUGCCUGGCGCCCUGACCAUGCUGCGCUUCUCAGCCUUCCGCCGCAUGGCCAAAUACUAUUUCGCCGACAAGGCCGAGCAGGCGCAGGAUCUGUUCGACUUCUGCAAGAACCAUCUGGGCGAGGACCGCUGGCUGACACACUUGUUCAUGAUCGGCGCGAAGAAACGGUAUCAGAUCCAGAUGUGCACGUCGGCUUUCUGCAAGACCGAGGCCGUCCAGACGAUGCGCUCGCUGGUCAAGCAGCGUCGCCGUUGGUUCCUGGGUUUCAUUACCAACGAAGUGUGCAUGUUGACGGAUUGGCGUCUCUGGCGGCGGUAUCCCAUCCUCGUCCUGAUUCGCUUCAUGCAAAACACCAUCCGCACGACCGCCCUGCUCUUCUUCAUCAUCAUCCUCGCCCUCUUGACGACAACCAAGCGCGUAGAGGAGCUCCCCAUCGGCUUCAUCGCCAUCUCGCUCGGCCUCAACUGGCUGCUGAUGUUCUACUUCGGCGCGAAGCUCCGCCGCUUCAAGAUCUGGCUGUACCCGCUCAUGUUCGUCCUCAACCCCUUCUUCAACUGGUACUACAUGGUCUACGGCAUCUUCACAGCCGGCCAGCGCACUUGGGGCGGCCCCCGCGCCGACGCGGCGGCUGCCGAUGCCCACACUACCGCGCAACAGGCCAUCGAAAAGGCCGAGCAGGCCGGCGACGAACUCAACAUCGUGCCCGAAUCCUUCAUCCCUGCCGCCCGCGAGCGCCAGGAACUUGCCCGGGCUGCCAAGAAGGGCAAGGGCAAGGACAAGGAGGCUGCCGGCGACGGCAGCAGUACCGACGAUCUCAAGAAGCCUCGCCCGACACCCGUCCCCUCGACCAUCAGCUCCGGCCCCGGCGCGACGCUCCUGCCCCCGGACAAGAUCAUCGGCCGCUUCGCUGCCCCCGAGCGCACCGCCUCCGGUUGGUUCCUGCACCCGAACGACUCGAUGGCCAGCAUCGCGGCCACCGCCCGCAACGGCAGCUACUACAACCACCCGCACUAUCAACAAGCCUACCCGGGCUCGUACCUCUCCACUGCCGACGGCAACGGCAUCACGGCCGACCCCUCUGAACUCAAGCCCCCAUCCUUCCUCUCCCAUUACCGCCGCGACUCCAUUGACAGCACUAUCAGCGCACAAACGGGCAUCUCUAUGUCGAUGUACAUGCCCCAGCGUGUGGAGAACAUCAUGGGCGAAGAAGACCGCAAGAAGUACGAGCUGGCGAUGCAAGCGCAGGCACACGACUCGUACCAUUCCGCGUUUAGCGCCAGCGAUCACGCGCUGCAUCGCUGGAGCGAGUGGACACCGCUCCAUGGUAGUGGGGGUGUUGGCACGAACGGUAGUGGUCAUGGCAAUGGCCGUGAUCGCUCGCCUCAGGGACGGGUGUAUGAAGUUGGAUCGGAGCCGAUCGAUUCGUUGACGCCGCCAUCGCCGAUUCCUCCUCUGAAUGCUGCGGUAGGCGGGACGCAUGGGAGGAGUCCAUUGAGUAGGGCGAGCUGGACGAGGACGUCUAGCGUUGAGGAUGUGGAAAGGGAAAUUAUGGGUCAACAGCAGCAAAGUCGUCCGGGGAGCUCACGGUCUGCGAAGCAGAGGUGA
Thermochaetoides thermophila DSM 1495 is the source of this 2598-nucleotide messenger RNA. RefSeq names its product transferase-like protein. Gene Ontology annotation, molecular function: chitin synthase activity. Lineage: Eukaryota; Fungi; Ascomycota; Sordariomycetes; Sordariales; Chaetomiaceae. The transcript has 3 exons. The coding region runs from base 1 to 2598 and encodes 865 amino acids. The record is from RefSeq and is a predicted model, not a curated record. Gene Ontology annotation, cellular component: cell septum; cell periphery.